AUGACUGCCAAGCGGAAAGCUGGCAAAGGAGUUUUGGGCUGCUGCUCCCUGCGAUGGGCGACGGGGCUUCUGGCAGCUGGGAGCUUGUGGAUGAUGGUCUGGAUCUCCAUGCAUUGGAGGCUGUUCGGGACCACCGCGGGCCCGAGCUCCGAUCUCCCCGACAAGUCCCAAGAGGAUUCCAAGCCGGAGACUACACCCACCCAGCUUGUGCUCGACGAGGUGCCUGCUACACAGCAAGAUGCAGGCCAGGACGGCAACGGCCACAAAGAAGUACCUCCUUCUGUCACGAAGCCGAGAUUGCCGCGCCCUGGCAAAGGAAGUGCAGUCAAAGAUGGAGGCAAAGAGCUAAAGGGUGGCAGCUGCCCACAGAAGCCGCGCCGCAAGGAGAAGUGGGGCGAAGUCGUCAAAGAAGACAUGAAGAUCAUCAAGGGCGGCUCUGCCACAGUCGCCACAAGCUGCCAUCGGGCAGGGGGCGCGUUGGUCUUUGAGUUGCGGCUGCAAGAGGCCAAGCGGAUAGCAGGUCACGCCUACGAGAUGCCCCUCCCGGACUACAUCGUGGCUGACGAGCCUGGGCAGCCUGGAUUCGAGAGGCGUUCCACUCUCCAGCUGUUGGCGGUCCUUGCAGGAAAGGUCUCAGUAUUGGGGCCUGCGCACGCCGACCUGGAGAGCAUCCAGAAGGCGGGCGGCGGCGCUUUCGCCCACUGGCGCGAGCCACUCUCGGAGGGCCCCUUUGGCACCAGCAAGCUACGCUUCUCCACUCCGGGCAAUGUGGAUCUGACAAAGAUCUCACAGUUGCGGGCUGUGGUUUUCCCCCUGUCCCCGCGCAUGGGCUUUGUGGAGUUCGUGCACAAGCCUAACAAGAAGGCCAAGGACUACGAUCCGACCAAGAGGCGCAGGAGGAAGGAGAUCCAUCGAGAGCUCUUCUUCCAGACCUUCCCCACGGUGGGUGUGGAGCCACACCUUGCAGACAGGCCCCAGGACACUCUUCCUGGGGUCGCCUACCUGUGGCGAGCGAGUCACCACGACGAGUUCAACCUGGACCUCCUCCCCGGGGAGGUCUUCGAGAAGCGCAUGCCCUAUGCCUUCGCCGAGUUCUUCGGCAGCUUCGAGGAGACGGGCGCCGUGCUCUACCCACCCCCUGCCUGCUACAAGUACUACGAGAACAAGGUGGCCCUCACCGAGCUCUUCCAGGGCGCUCGCGUGCAGAUGCCAAUGACCUGGGUAUUCCGCGACCUGGCUGAUGCCAUGGCCCGCAAAGAGGAAGUGCAGCUGCCCGUGGUCAUCAAGGAUCCGUACGGUUACUCCAGUAUUGGCUUGCUGCAGGCAGAGACGCUGUCCGAGCUGACACAGGCUUUGAAGGAGUUCUUCUCCAAGGCCAAGCCUGGGGUGGAGGCCCUGGUGCAGAAAAAGGUCCAAGCCCUCCGAGAGGCACGCGUCACAUACGUGGACGGCCGCCCUUUUCAUGGCUACUGGCGCAUCCGGCAAAGCCUCAAAAGUGCAUCGGCAGCCUCGACACGGGGGGGCUACCAGGAUUUCAACUUCCCCCUGUCGGAGCUGGCCCCAUUUGUGGCGCGCUUCGCCAACCAGACUGGAAUCCCAGUCGGAGGCGUGGACCUCAUCUGGCAGGAGAAGAACCCGGAUCUUCAGAAGGAGCCGUUCACUUUGGAGGUCUCUCCCACCAGCGACAUCAACCCGCCAAGCCCACCCGACUGGAAAGAGGGCUAUGCAGAGUUCAAGCACACCAAGGGCUUUCGCAAUGCCUACAUCGGCAUCCGCCGCAAAUGGGCCGAGGCCAUGGCCUUGGCAGUUGUGGAUCGGCACCGUCGGAGCAAGCGACAUCUCUUCAUCGGCAUGCCGGCUUUGUGGCAUGGGAAUGAGAAGGACGAGGUGUCCUUGGCACCAUCCGCGGCAGCUGCAUUGCGACAGCUGCAGAGGAGCUUCUUCAUCCGCAUCCUGGCAGUUCCCGAAGACCAGCCCCAGGACCCGCUGAACUCAACGCUGCGCCUGCUGGCCGCCGCUGGAGUCGAGUACGAUGACAUGACGCUCUUGAGGCUUCCCGAGCAUAGGACUCACUACCUUGGGAAGGAGGCGUUGCUCCUCGACAUCUUAGACAAGCCGAGCGCCCGUACACUGCAGGAUCUCGGCGUGCCCUUCAUCAACUUGCUCGAGCACAGCUGGGAGCAG
Symbiodinium natans is the source of this 2184-nucleotide messenger RNA. The record is from the annotation of a GenBank genome assembly. Lineage: Eukaryota; Dinophyceae; Suessiales; Symbiodiniaceae.